GUGGUGCUGACGUGGUGCAGGUUCGAGAAAUCACUGUACGACCUCAUUAGAGGUCUGCGCAAUCACAAGGGAAACGAGAAGGAAUACAUUCAAAAUUGUCUGAAAGAAUGCCGGUCUGAAAUAAGAAGCCCAGAUAUGGACCUCAAGGCCACUGCCUUGCUCAAACUAAUCUACCUCGAGAUGAACGGCCACGACAUGUCCUGGGCCUCCUUCCACGUAUUGGAGGUUAUGUCGUCGCAAAAAUACCACCAGAAACGAGUUGGAUAUCUGGGGGCUGUCCAGAGUUUCCGUCCCGAUACCGAUGUCCUGAUGAUGGCUACAAACUUGCUGAAGAAGGACCUCGCUUCUUCCCACCCGACGACAAUAACACUACCGAUCGUCGCGCUGCCACAUCUAGUAACCCCGUCAUUAGCUCUCUCACUGCUAGGGGAUUUGCUACCACGACUCACCCACUCCCACGCGUCCAUAAAAAAGAAGACAGUGGUCACUCUUUACCGACUAGCACUGGUUUACCCCGAGGCGCUACGUGCAGCAUGGCCCAAGAUCAAAGAGCGGUUGAUGGACAAGGACGAGGACCCGAGUGUGACGGCUGCUAUUGUCAACGUGGUGUGUGAGCUGGGAUGGAGGAGGCCGCAGGAUUUCCUCCCGCUGGCACCGCGGCUGUUUGAAUUGCUGGUGGAUGGCGGGAAUAACUGGAUGGCCAUCAAGCUCAUCAAACUUUUUGCGACUUUGACUCCCCUCGAGCCUCGCCUGGUCCGAAAGCUGCUGCCGCCAUUAACCAACCUCGUCAAAACUACACCUGCCAUGUCUCUCCUGUAUGAAUGCAUUAACGGUAUCAUUCAGGGUGGCAUUUUGGGUGACGGUGAAGAUUUCUCUGCCCGGGAAGAAGUUGCCUCACUAUGCGUGUCCAAGCUCAGGGGCAUGGUGUCAAUCAACAGUGACCCGAACUUGAAGUAUGUUGCUCUGCUGGCCUUCAACAGGAUUGUCACCACUCAUCCAAUGCUUGUUGCUGAGCAGGAAGAUGUUAUCCUGGAAUGCAUUGACAGCGAGGAUAUCUCCAUCAGAAUCAAGGCACUUGACCUCGUGCAAGGGAUGGUCAGCAGUGACAACCUGCUGUCCAUUGUCAGCCGGCUGAUGAGGCAGCUCAAAGCCUCGUCGAGUGCUCUGGCACAGCAACAAGACGGACAAGAGGAUCUGGACGACUCCAGUGAAGAUGGUUCUGGACGGCGUGCCAAGUCACAAGAGCAAACGGCCCCUUUGCCAGACGACUACACCAUCGACGUGAUCGGUCGGAUACUGGGCAUGUGCUCUCAGAACAACUACGCUAACGUGAUCGACUUUGACUGGUAUAUCGACGUCCUGACCCAGCUCGUCCGCAUUGCUCCGCCUCCGAGCCCUCGGGAUCUCGACUCGGACAGUUCUUCGUCACCCAAGUCAGUCGAUAUCUCGGAGAGGAUUGGAAACGAACUCAGGAACGUGGCCGUAAAGGUCAAGGCUGUGAGGCCUGCUGCUGUGCGCGCUGCAGAGUUGAUUAUCUCGCGUCUCAGCACUGACACGGUUUCUUCACGGCCAGUGGUCACUGGCGCCCUGAAGCCGUUGGCAUUUGUGGUGGGAGAGUACGCUUUCCAGCUCUCGUCGCCUGACGAUACGUUGAGGAACAUGCUGGGUCUCGUGCCCCGAGUUGACUAUCCUGAGGUGUUGGCAACAUGCCUCCAGUCGAUUCCCAAGCUUUUUGCCCAUGUUGCCGGGGAUGAUCGGGCGUUGUGGACCCCCGAGAGAAAGUCAUCACUAUCGUUGCUGAUGGCGCGGGUUAUUCACAUACUCGAGCCAUUUGCGCAACAUCCUUACCUAGAAGUCCAGGAACGAGCGGUCGAGUUUAUUGAGCUUCUCAGACUCACCGCCGAAGCCGCGUCUGGACAAGCGCCAUCCACAGACGAGAUUCAGCAAGACGCACCUUUGCUUCUUACACAGGCCAUUCCAUCACUGUUCACGGGAUGGGAGCUGAACUCGGUCGCACCGGGGGCGCAGUACAAUGUCCCUAUCCCAUCAGGACUGGACCUUGACGAGCCCAUUCAUCCCAACUUGGGCAGCCUGCUUUCACAGGCAGACUCGCUGAUGCUUCCUACACAGGGUGAUGAUGAGUUUGAGGUGUAUUACAACCAGCGCCCAGCGCCAACCAGCAUCUACAGCGGCCCCGCCAUCGAGAGGCUGGUUGAUGCCCCAGAAGAAGUCGGCAGUUCCUACCAGCAAGCGGGAGAGGAAAGUUACCUCGACGCGGACAUUGUUGCGAGGAGAAAAGCGGAGAGGAGGGAGCGUAACAAGGAUGAUCCGUUUUACAUUCCGGACAUGUCAUCAAGCCGCACGGGUACCUCGACACCAAUUCACAACAUUCUCCAAAAAGAAAACGGGCCGGAUCUCGACAUUGACGCCAUCCCGAUCAUGUCACUUGAUUUGGAGAAACUUUCCGUCUCGGGGCCGUCCAGGCAUCAACAAUCUCAACACCCGCGACAAGCCCGCCAGAAGAUUGUCAUUGAAGCGGACGAAACGCUCGGUGGUAGUGGUGGCAACAGCGGUGUCUCUACUCCUGGGGGUGCUGCUCGUCCGGGCUAUGACUCGGAGAAUAACUCUGAUAGUUUUAAUCUCUCCAAAACGGCCAAGAAGCCUAAGCAGAAGAGUCUGUUGCAGUUUAACUCUAGCGUGCUGGGCGGGUUGAGCUUGACGGAUGAGCAGAGGCCGGACGAUGGGUUUGCGCACGAGAGGCAGCAGAAGGAGGAGGCGGAGAUGGCGCUGGCGAUGAAGGAGGUGCAGAGGUUGAGGUUGGAGAUGCAGAGGGCGAAUGAGAGGAUUCAGGUUGCGCAGGGGGUGCCGAGCGAGGGGGUGGCGGUUGUGAAGAAGAAGAAGAAAAAGACAAAGACGGUUGUGAAGGCGGAUGAGGGGGAGGAGGGGGCUUGA
This is a messenger RNA of Podospora anserina S mat+, 2952 nucleotides long. RefSeq lists its product as uncharacterized. Lineage: Eukaryota; Fungi; Ascomycota; Sordariomycetes; Sordariales; Podosporaceae. Gene Ontology annotation, cellular component: membrane coat; AP-3 adaptor complex; endosome membrane. The annotation marks the transcript as partial. Gene Ontology annotation, biological process: Golgi to vacuole transport; protein targeting to vacuole. The transcript has 4 exons. The record is from RefSeq and is a predicted model, not a curated record.